Messenger RNA from Saprolegnia parasitica CBS 223.65, 1023 nucleotides. Its product is annotated as TKL protein kinase. The record is from RefSeq and is a predicted model, not a curated record. The coding region runs from base 1 to 1023 and encodes 340 amino acids. Gene Ontology annotation, biological process: protein phosphorylation. Gene Ontology annotation, molecular function: protein kinase activity; ATP binding. The transcript has 3 exons. NCBI's taxonomy places the organism in Eukaryota, Oomycota, Saprolegniomycetes, Saprolegniales, Saprolegniaceae.
AUGGAUUGUGUAGCCACAGCACUCAUUGUCGGCGUCAGCGUCGGCGGCGUGCUCUGUCUUGCGCUCAUUGGCUGGUACUGCAUUAAGCGACGCCGACGCGCUGAUGUCAAGGCAACGCCGCUCAUUGGAUGGGUCGCGACGACGGCGGCCGACUGCUCGAACGACACGGGCGCAAUCGACGUCUCGCCCCUUUAUCGCUGUCGCCUCGACACGGGGUCUGUCGUCCUCUACUCGAUUGCGGGCCGCGGCGCGUUUGCCGAAGUGUGGCGCGGCUCGUACAACGGCGUGAACGUGGCCGUCAAGAAGCUCCAGCGUGCGUGGCAGUCGGAUCGCGAGAUUCAAACCUUUAUCCGUGAGAUUCAGCUCCUCGCCAGUUUUGACUGCCCAUAUAUCGUGUCGCUCGUGGGCGCGACGUGGAACACACCCAUGGAUCUGCAGUGCGUCAUGGAGUACAUGGACGCUGGCGACCUCCGUGACCAUUUAAGUCGGCAAGACGCGGCGUCGUUUCCGUGGUCGGCCAAAAUCACGUGUCUCCAGGCGGUCGUGCACGGUCUCGGGUACCUCCACUCGCUCUCAAUCAUCCACCGCGACCUCAAGUCCCGCAACGUGCUCCUCGAUACGAAGAAGGGCUACAAGCUUGUGGACUUUGGCAUCGCCAAGGAAGACAUACAAGCCACCAUGACGAUAGGUGUCGGGACAUUUCGCUGGAUGGCGCCCGAGGUGCUGCAGGAAACCGCGUACACGGUCGCUGCCGACGUCUACUCGUUCGGUGUGCUGCUCUCUGAGAUGGACACGCACGAGCUGCCCUACACGGAUAUCAAGAACCCGACUACGGGCAAGCCACUCGCGGACCCCGCCAUCAUUGGUCGCGUCAUGGCCGGUACGAUCAAGCCGUCGUUCACGCCUCAUGGGCCUCCGUGGGUCCGCGUCCUCGGUGAGAGCUGUCUGCAGUUCCACCCGGAGGAUCGGCCAACGAUCUACCAGAUCGCUGUUAUGUUGGAGCGAGUGAAAGCAACCAUAUAA